Messenger RNA from Biomphalaria glabrata, 4853 nucleotides. RefSeq names its product zinc finger protein 267-like. Lineage: Eukaryota; Metazoa; Mollusca; Gastropoda; Planorbidae. Gene Ontology annotation, molecular function: DNA-binding transcription factor activity; RNA polymerase II cis-regulatory region sequence-specific DNA binding. The transcript is spliced from 9 exons. The record is from RefSeq and is a predicted model, not a curated record. The coding region runs from base 167 to 3472 and encodes 1101 amino acids. Gene Ontology annotation, biological process: regulation of transcription by RNA polymerase II.
CGUCCGAAUCAACAUUAGAUUACUUAUCAUUAAUCAUUAUUAGUGACUGAUUAGUGACUAUUUACUAUUAUAGUCAUUGGUGACAUUUAGAUCUACACUUAAGUCUACACUAGUCUAGCUCUGGACUAGAUAGAUCGGUAGUCCUACCUGAUCACAUGAUCAAAUCAUGUCUGAAUGUGCUGUGGAAGAUGUAAAAACUGUUGAAGAUGUCCUAGAUCAAGCUAGCACAACCAGAGCUAGUGCAGACUGUAUAGGUAAUCUUGCUGUAUUUGGGGGACACCCUGAGAUGGAAAUAUCAGAGGACUUAACUGUUUCUGACUCAUCACUCAGUAGCCUUGUGGAAACAAGCUCACACCUGCAAGGAUUAGAACAUGAGAAAACAUGUGUGAGCAGCUUUCCUUCCUCUGAGGAAAACAACCAAGAAAUGCAAAUUGUUCUUGCUGGUGAAGGUGUCGAUCUCUCAGAAAUGGCAAGCAAUAAUAUGAUUAUUCACAAUGCAGUACCAGUUCAAGGGGAAGACAUGGAUACACAAAUUGUCUACCUUAAUCCUGAUGGUACAAUUAGUUUUGAUCCAACGGGGUUCUUAACCACAACUACUACAGAUAAUGCGUCCAGUAUUUCAGAGCCAAGUGACCGGUAUAUGCUAUCCACUGCACUACAAGGUAAUAUCAUCCUUAACUCAAGUAAUAUCCAGUCUAGUGAAAUUACUCUUGGGCCACAUUCUCAGUUGGCUUUUAAAAAUGAGGAUAUGGUAAAUGUAUCAAAGUUUGGUUCGUUAAGUGAGUAUGCACAGCAAACACUUACCAUGGUGAUUGACAAUUCAUCAUCUCUUGGGUCAGAUUACAUCCUCGUUGAACCUAGUUCUUUAGUGGUUGGACAGACUCCAGAAGGCGACAGUGCCAAAAAUUCUCUUGGAAGUUAUCACUCUAUGAAAUCUGCUUUAAUAGAUAUCCCUAGCAUGGCUAGUUGCAGUAUACCUGUCAAUGCUACAGUUGACCACAAACCAACAUUUGAACUUGCUACGUAUUCAGUAAAGUUAGAGGAAUUACCAAUUCAAUGUAGUGCUGAAGGAAACGUUAUUGGAGUUAAUGAACAAGGUGUGGCACAGGGUGCUGGUGAUAUAAUAAGCCCUGAUUAUGGAUCACUGGCAAACAUGCCCAGACAAGGCGAAAUAUUAAAGGAUGAUGGGCAAAGCAUCCAAGAAAAAUCUUUAACAGAAAAACACAAAUCUGAGCUGCGCCAUCUAGAACAAUCACACCUUGAACAUCAUUUGAAACUAACUAAAAGAAAACAAAUUGAAUCUAAGUGCCACAGCUCUGACAUGGUGAGGACUCCAGAUCAUAGUGACUGUGACAGUCAAGAUCAGGAACUAAUUGAAGCUUUGGAAAAGAAUGGAAUUAAUGACAAAACUCCUAUAUUUUCAAGCAUUUCUGCCAAAGUAAAUGCCUCAAUUUUGAAUGUUGUGCCAGGAUGUCAACAUUUCUUACUACAGCAAGCACACAAAUUCAAAGAUGAAUCCACUAGUAUCAUAUUUAAUUCAAACUCAGAUUGCACGUUUAGUGGGGAUAUAAAUUCUUUUAUAAAAUUUCACAAUGAAAUAAAACAAAUUUUAAAAAUGCAACAAACAACUUUUCUAGACACGAGGUUGGAAACUAGUGGCAAACAGCUCAAGGAAGAGAAAGGCAUCCAUUGUGAGCUAUUGCGGCCAUAUAUAUCAGCCCGGGGGCGGAAGCCCAAGUGUUCGGUUAAAGCUUUACAAAUGGGUUUCGUAACAUCCUUGGAAAACUAUUUAAGUAACGAUGGACUGUGGUCACUUGAUGAAGACAAUAAAUCUUAUAGUAGAGGGAGCAGGCAUCUUUAUUCCCAUAGAAGAAAACGAGGUCGCCCCAGAAAAUAUUUACAGAAUACUGAAAAGAAGAUUAAGGUGACAGAAAGAAAUGAGGUAAAACAAGGAUGUCAAGAGAAAGAUGAUCCAGGCUCAUCUAACAUUUCUAAAGAAGGCCAUCUUGAGGAGGGCAAAUCUGAAACUCAGAAAGAUAGCCUGCAGGCUUCAGAAUCCAUUCAAGCUUGUAUCUCUGAGGAACAGAGCAACACUCAAAAUGAAGGGUUGAAAGCAGACAAGAGCGUUAAUGAUGAAGAAGAGCAUUCUGAAAUGAAUCAGAGCUUGGAAAAUAGGAUACAAGAAUCAGAUGUCAAAGAAGGACAAGAGAACCCCUUACCUACAGAAGUGAUGGUUACCAAGAGACGUGGCAGACCUUGCAAGAAAUAUGAUACAUAUUUAACUGUGGAGAAAGCUCUUCCUAGAAAUCCACUGACAGAGUCACUGGCUACAAAACAGCAGAGGAACUAUGAGGAACAUCUGGCGUUCAAAUUCUUCUGUUCCCAGUGUUCCUUCAAGACAAAAAGGCAGAGCCAUUUUCACCUGCACAUGAAGUGCCACAGAGAUGGAACAGAGAGAAAAUAUUCUUGUGGUCACUGUGAAUUUGUUAGCAUAAGUCUUCCUAUGCUGAAACGGCAUGAGCUGAAACAUAAACAAAAUUUAUUUAGGUGUGAAAUAUGUGGAGUUUACACAACAGAUUCUCAGAAACUGCUUCAUCGUCACAUGAGAUUGAAGCACAGCACUGAUCAAACAUUGGAGGAAAAGUUGGCCUGCCAACAAUGUACAUUUACCUGUUUGCGUCCAGAAGAAAUGGCCCAACACCAAGCAGGACAUGAUAGGCUGUCUCAAGCCACGAAUAGCUGUUCCAUGUGUGAGAAAAACUUCAGAAGCAGAAUGCACCUCCAGCGUCACAUAAGAGAUGUGCAUGGUCCUGAAAUACGACCUCAUCUGUGUGACACCUGCGGCAAAGCCUUCAAGAGGACAGAUGCACUCCAACAACACAAGCUUGUGCACAUCUCUAAAUCCGCUCGAAGUUUGCCUUAUAAAUGCAGCAUUUGUGAUAAAGGGUUUCGAUCACAGGCUCACCUGAAGGAACACUCCAGCAUGCACAGUUCAGAACGUCCAUAUCUCUGUCAAUAUUGUGGAGCAGCAUUUAAAACUCAACCAGUACAGAGGAAGCACAUAAUGACCUUACAUCUCCAGCCCAAAAAUCAUGUCUGCAGCGUCUGCUGCAGACAGUUCAAAACCAAGUAUGCUCUUCAUCGUCAUGAGAGUUCCCACAAGGCUGAAACUGAGCCAGCAACAGCGGCAGCCGCCAUUUUGAUUAUUGAUAGUGACAACUGUAAGACAGAAAUUGAUGCUGAAAAAAAUACCCUGUCCAGUUUAGAUGUGUACCCUGUAUCUCUCAAAGGUGCCACAAUCUCAAUGGAUGACCAGGUGUCUACAUGUUUAGUUCAGGACAUAAGAGGGUCAGCAGCCACAGUUAUUGAAGCCCCCUUGGAACAGUCAGCUCAAUGUUUGGAACAAGCCUUUAUUCAAGCACAUUCAGAUGGAACGUUGUAUUAUUUUACUGGAGAGCUUCCAACACUGUAAUAGUUUUUCUAUAGAGUUAAGCAAAACAUAGAACUCUACACUCUGCAGUUUCUUUGAUAUUGGAAGCUUUAUUUACCUUGAAAAGAACGUUGGAAGCUUCACAUAAUAUUGUAGGCUAGCAUUGAAAACUAUUCAAUGGAUACAAUAUUACAGGUCAACUAUGAAAACUUAGAACAUGACAAUUUUCUGACUUUUGCAUUUAAUUCUUUUAUUUUUUUUCCCCCAGUUUUGUUGAGAAUCCCAACUAAUUAAAGACUAGUCAUAAACGACUAAUUUAUUUAAUUUUUAAUGAUUUUCAUUAUGUUAAUGCUAAAUGUCUGUUUCUAUUAUAGAUGUCAAUAUCACAUUUGAAAAGUAAUGCCAUAUUUUUAUUUAUGUUCGUGUUACACAUUCUAAUUAGAAUUAUUUUUUUAAUUAAUAGAAUAUUCUGGUUAGGCUAAAAUGGUAGUACAUUCCAUGCCUCAUCCUGGCACCACCAUGGAAAUGUCUGUUAAGGGAGAGAGAUGACCACCAUGGAAAUGUCUGUUAAGGGAGAGAGAUGACCACCAUGGAAGUGUCUGUUAAGGGAGAGAGAUGACCACCAUGGAAAUGUCUGUUAAGAUGUGAUUAAAUGAUCAUCUAAUCAACGGGGCUACGGAUAGAGGGAUCAGUAAAGACCCAUCUCUCAUAUAUGGCCUUUGGAUAAUAAGGGUCAUAAUAGGGCACAAGUUCGACCCUUGACACUUAGGUUAUACUAAAGAUAAUUUGUUUUAUGUUUAGUUUUUCAAGUUACUAAUUCUAUGCUUCCAUCUUCACAAUCACUAACAUUGUUUUUCUUUUCCUUCAGAAGACAAUUAUAAGAUCUUAAAUCUGUUUUUUGUUACAUGUGCCUUUGAUAAAAUUGUAAGAUUUUUAUUUUACAGUAUUUUUGUACUCUUGGUGUUACUAAGAUUCUCUCCAUACUUUUGUUAUAAUUUUGCCAAAUUAAACAAUUGGGGUUGGCAAUCAUAAUUAUUUUCUUUGUCAUCUUAACUCUUUCUCUCCUAACUGACGAUACCAACGUUGAUUCCACCAGAAUGUAGUAAAUAAUUAUGGAGAGAAAGAGUUAAACAAAUUCUUUCUUUAGUUAUUUUUUAAAUUAAAAAUAAAAUAAAUGGAUUGACCAUUACACACUUUUCAGGAUAUAGUAACAUUUCUACAUUUGUUAAACAUUUCAAGGGUUCUCAUGUACUCAGUAUUUAACCGGCAGGUAAAUACUAGUAAAUUAUAAAGCAAUCUAAAACUACAUAAGAACCUUAUUUUAAGAAUUGAUCACAGUUAAUUGUAAACAUAUUUAAUAAAUUUGAUAUGAACACUCCAAAUUCUUUAUUCAUGCAAUAAAUCUCAGUUUGUCUCACUAAAA